AUGCUUCUGCAACUGCCGCCGUCGCUACACUACCCCAUCACCGUGACAUCGCUGCUCAAGCGACCGGGCGAUACGGUUGAGCGGGGAGAUUAUCUCUUUUGGUAUGUCUACAAGACCACUGUGAUCGAGGGCGAUGGACUCGGCAAUGACGUUCAGGUCGAGCGCGAGUUCCCUAUCAAGUUUGAGUCGAGUGUCGAUGGGGAGGUGGUCGCGUGGAAGGUUUCCAAGGGAGAUGUCAUCGAUGAGCCGGUAAAUGUGCUCGAAAUCGAUGAGCCAUGCGCUCACGAGGUACAGUUUGGGGGAAUGUGCGCAGAAUGUGGCAAAGAUAUGACUGCCGCAACCUACAAUACAGAUGUUAUGGACUCGAUGCGUGCGCCGAUUCAGAUGACUCACGACAACACCGCGUUGACAGUCAGUCAGAGGGAAGCAACACGGGUGGAGGAGGAUGCGAAACGUCGGCUCCUGGCUUCGAGGCGCUUAUCGCUGGUGGUCGAUCUCGACCAGACCAUCAUUCACGCCACCGUGGACCCGACAGUUGGGGAAUGGAAAGAAGACCAAGACAAUCCAAACCACGACGCCGUCAAAGACGUCCGCGCUUUCCAGCUGACCGACGAUGGCCCCGGCAUGCGAGGGUGCUGGUAUUACAUCAAGCUUCGCCCGGGGCUGGAGAGCUUUCUACAGAAUAUUGCCGAAAUAUACGAACUGCACAUAUACACCAUGGGAACGAGAGCAUAUGCACAAAACAUUGCGAAUAUCAUCGACCCUGAACGAAAACUUUUUGGCGACCGAAUCCUCAGCCGCGAUGAGAGCGGCAGUCUUACAGCCAAAAACCUGCAGCGUCUCUUCCCCGUCGACACCAAGAUGGUUGUGAUUAUUGAUGACCGAGGCGACGUUUGGAAAUGGAACCCCAAUCUGAUCAAAGUGUCACCGUACGACUUUUUUGUUGGCAUUGGAGACAUCAACUCGAGCUUCUUACCAAAAAAGCAAGAUAUGACGCCAGGAAAAGGCCCCGCCGCAUUAAAAGCAAAACGCGAAAAGCCCGCGCCGGUCGCAACAGCAGAACAUCAUGUCAAUGGAUCAACGCAGGCCAAGGACAGUGAGGUGUCGGCGCUCGAACAGCUCGUGACCAUGGGCGGCGGGGAUAACCCAAUGAUGCUCCAGGAGCAAACGACGCUACAGGAGGAAACGAUUAUGCACCAGGUCGAAGACCGGCCUCUUCUCCAAAAGCAAAAGGAACUCGACGCGGAAGAGGACGCUUCUUCAGAUUCGCAAGCAGGCGCCGAAAGCGAGUCGUCAAUGUCGAGUAUGGAGGACUCUCAAGAGUCAAAUCGCCCGAAACAUCAUCUGCUCGAGGACCGCGACACAGAACUGUUCCACCUUCAAGAUAGGCUAGAACGGGUGCAUCAGGAAUUCUUUGAAGAGUAUGACCGGCGGCGCAACAAGGCUGUUGGAGGGAGGGUCUCUGUUCUCAGGGGCGACCGAAUAUCUCGGGACCGAGAUGUUGAUUUGAGGGUACUUCCCGAUAUCAAAAGCGUCAUGCCACAGAUCAAACGCAAGGUGCUGGGAGGCGUUGUCGUGGUGUUUUCCGGCGUGCUCCCGAUCAACACGGACCUGCAAAACGCCGACAUUUCUCUAUGGUCCAAGAGUUUUGGAGUAGCCAUUUCGUCGCGUAUCGGGUCGAGGACCACGCACUUGGUGGCUGGACGGAACCGCACGGCCAAGGUCCGUGAGGCUACACGAUAUCCCAAGGUCAAAAUCGUCACUACCCAGUGGCUUGUGGACAGCCUAGUCCAGUGGAAACGGCUAGACGAGGAGCCGUAUCUAGUUCCAGUGCAUCCAGAGGACCGCGGAGAUCCUAUUCUGGGUAGCUCUCCGGGCUCAAAGAUUGAUGAUUCGUGGCUGUCUUCGUCGGAGGAUGGUGGGAUGACAUUUACAGAUGACGAGGACAUGCUCAAAUCGUCCGAAUACUCAGCAAUCGGCUACGAUGUCGACGAGCAGGCUGCCGUGCACGACGAGCUCCGAGAGUUUCUGGGCAGCGACGACGACGAGAGCGAAUCCGACGCCGACACCACCACUAGCGAAGCCGAAUCUGUAGCCGUCGAGUCCAGAAAACGGAAACGAGGCAGCACUGACUCUGAAGAUGAUGAAACGGUAUCAUCAUCUUUAGCCCACCGCAUCAAGACCAACCGCCCGAGCACGCUGAAACAGGCUGUUGGUCAAGACGACGACGACGACAAUGAAGAAGAGGCAGCAGCAGACUUGGCUGCGAGUCAAGACGCCGAGCAGCAGGCUACUGUGGAAAACCCAGAUGACGAUGAGGACGAGCUGGAGCGCGAAAUGCUGGCUGCGUUUGAGGGGGACUACGAUGAGUAG
Talaromyces rugulosus is the source of this 2373-nucleotide messenger RNA. RefSeq lists its product as uncharacterized. Lineage: Eukaryota; Fungi; Ascomycota; Eurotiomycetes; Eurotiales; Trichocomaceae. The record is from RefSeq and is a predicted model, not a curated record. Gene Ontology annotation, cellular component: nucleus. The coding region runs from base 1 to 2373 and encodes 790 amino acids. Gene Ontology annotation, molecular function: RNA polymerase II CTD heptapeptide repeat phosphatase activity. The transcript has 4 exons.